This is a messenger RNA of Penaeus vannamei (Pacific white shrimp), 1142 nucleotides long. RefSeq names its product DNA-directed RNA polymerase III subunit RPC9. The record is from RefSeq and is a predicted model, not a curated record. Gene Ontology annotation, molecular function: nucleotide binding. Gene Ontology annotation, biological process: transcription initiation at RNA polymerase III promoter. Gene Ontology annotation, cellular component: RNA polymerase III complex. Lineage: Eukaryota; Metazoa; Arthropoda; Malacostraca; Decapoda; Penaeidae.
GGCAACAUCGUCUGUUUACAUUAGCAGCUGUCGACUGUACGAACCGCGAGAGCCGAGGAAAAACCUCCUCUGUUCACUGGAAAGAGAGAAGAAAGGAGACAUUGCCUCCGAGGGAUUGUUUAAGAUACUGCAAAGGCUCUGUAAACCGUAGGAGAGCUAUCGUUGUUGCUUAAUUCCUUGCGUGAGAAGGGCGUGAUACCGCACGUGGUGUAAGUGCAAGAUCAACAGUAUCGGCCGCGAUGGAAGUGUUAAAUUGUAAGGGAGCUGUCCUGAGCAACUGUGAGGUGUAUGCUCUCCUGCAGGAUCUGUGUAGGCAAGAGAAAGGCAGAAAAAGUAUGAUGAAAACACAAGCAGACCUUGCCAACAUUGCAUUUGAAACCAUGAAAUAUCUUGAAAAGACGGCCUGCAGAAAUCAAAAUGCUGAAGUAAUACAAGGUUUCCUACAAGCUGUGAAAGAAUUCAAACUCACAAAAGCCGAGAAAUUACAGUUGAUCAACUUACGGCCAACAACACCAGUGGAAAUGCAGCUUAUAAUUGAAGACAGUGAAGAGAGACUAAGUGAAGAACAAGUUGAAGAGUUAAUUGGGCUGGUAGAGCUCCACUUGCCAGAUAUUGACAACCCGCAAACAUUAGUAAACGGUACACCAGGGAAAUAGUAGUUGUUGUCCCUUUUUUUAAACUUUAUUAUUGUUAUAAUUUUUUGGAUGGAUAUAUAGCCAGUAUAAGGAGCAUAGGAUGUUAUCACGUUUAAUUUAUUUAAUGGACUAGCUGUUACCAAAACAGAUUAUUUGGUCGUACAUGGAUGUUUACGGAGGGAGGUAUUUUGGAAGUAAGGGAGAUUAGGAGAAUAAAGAAGAGAAAUUGUUUUAUAAUCUUUUGGAGUUGUAGAAAUGUCUCAAUAGUAUUUGCUUUAUUUUUUUUUUUUUUUUUUAUGUAUACCACUCUUCCAAGCAAAUAUUAUCUACGACUUAUCAUUGUUACAGUUUUACAUGUGAUGUAGAAUACUGUAUUUUUAUUUUGUCAAGGGAUUAUUUAAUAUUUUAUACAUUGAUCAGCAUAUGACGACUAGCAAGAUGCUGCAUAUGCAGGGCCUUUGGCAUAAGGCACAAAAUGAAUACUCACUACCAUUAAAUACUAGUGAU